CCUAAAAAUCAAAAAAGAUAACCUUGAAAAGAACAGAAAUGGUUGUUUUGAAUAAUUUAUUGUUUACGUUUUGAAUGUGUAUAAGGUCCAUGGAAUUAUGAACUUCCGAAUGUUAUUUAAGAGCAAGAUUAAAUUAGUUAAAAAAAAGUCUGACAGUUGAUUCAUUCUAAAGUUGUUUAUAAGAGUAAGAAGAAAUUUUACUACCUUUGUAAUAAUUAUGCCUUUUACUGCAGAUGCAGCAGCACAUCAAAUACAGGAACGGUUAAAGAAUAUUUAUAGUUUGAUUAAUGAUUUAGAAAGUAAACGUAAUUAUUCUGAACCGAAUAUAAACAAUAUCAUCAGAACUCAUGAUAAGCUAAGCCCAGAUGAUAAAGUAACUUCAUAUUAUCAACAAAAAUUAAAAAAUAUUUAUAAUACAGCAGUAUUAGAUGCUCAUCAGGAAGAAGAGUUACUGCGGAAAGCCCUUGAAAAAAUAAAUGAAAUAAGAUUUAUUAGAAAUGAGAGACGAAUUCAGGCGCGAAAUGCUGGAAAUAAAGAGACAAUUAGAAGAGGUGCGUUGAUGAAAAUGUUAUUAAGUUCAGCACAAACUCUUCCUCUGUACAUUGGAAAAUCAGUACAUUCUAAACCGCCACCAUUAUGUGGAGCAAUUCCAGCAGAAUCAACAUAUGUUGCUAAGAUGGGUGAUAUGGUGGCAGCUCUUGUUAAAGGAUCAGAGGAAGAAGAAAACUGGAUUUUGGCAGAAGUUGUUAGUUUUAAUUCAACAACAAAUAAAUAUGAAGUUGAUGAUAUAGAUGAAGAACAAAAAGACAGACAUACUUUAUCUCGACGACGUGUGGUUCCACUGCCGCUGAUGAGAGCUAAUCCUGAAACUGAUUCAAACGCUUUGUUUCUAAAAGAAGCUAUGGUCAUGGCUCUUUAUCCUCAGACUACGUGUUUUUAUAAAGCAGUCAUAAAUCAAUUACCUUCAACAGCAACAGAAGAAUAUGAAGUUUUAUUUGAAGAUCCCAAUUAUGCAGAUGGAUAUUCUCCUCCAUUAAAUGUAGCUCAGCGAUAUGUUAUUUCCAUUAAAGAAAGUAAAAAAAAAUAAAUAGACAAAAUUAAUUUGUUUAA
This is a messenger RNA of Leptopilina boulardi, 1110 nucleotides long. It is a transcript of the gene Sgf29, whose product is annotated as SAGA-associated factor 29. Gene Ontology annotation, cellular component: SAGA complex. Bases 218 to 1087 code for a protein of 289 amino acids. NCBI's taxonomy places the organism in Eukaryota, Metazoa, Arthropoda, Insecta, Hymenoptera, Figitidae. The record is from RefSeq and is a predicted model, not a curated record. The transcript is spliced from 5 exons.